AUGGGUUUGUAUGGACAGGCUUGUCCAUCUGUAACUUCAUUAAGGAUGACAUCUGAACUGGAGAGCAGCCUAACAUCUAUGGACUGGUUACCACAGCUCACCAUGAGAGCAGCCAUCCAAAAAUCUGAUGCUACACAAAAUGCACAUGGAACAGGAAUUUCCAAGAAGAAUGCGCUCCUUGACCCAAAUACAACACUGGACCAGGAAGAAGUCCAACAGCACAAAGAUGGGAAACCUCCAUACAGUUAUGCCAGCCUCAUUACAUUUGCAAUUAAUAGCUCACCCAAAAAGAAAAUGACUCUAAGUGAGAUUUACCAGUGGAUUUGUGAUAACUUCCCGUAUUAUAGAGAGGCUGGCAGUGGUUGGAAGAAUUCCAUACAACAUAAUCUGUCACUGAACAAAUGUUUCCUUAAAGUGCCUCGAUCAAAGGAUGACCCAGGAAAGUCCAAGGGAUCCUACUGGGCAAUAGACACCAAUCCGAAGGAAGAUGCGCUGCCUACUCAGCCAAAGAAGAGAGCACGAUCUGUAGAACGGGCCUCAACUCCAUAUAGCAUAGAUUCAGAUUCUUUAGGAAUGGAGUGUAUUAUUUCGGGAAGUGCCUCUCCAACUCUGGCAAUCAACACUGUGACUAACAAAGGGGAAAAUGUGCACCAGCAGCGGAAGGUCUUCCUUCCUCCCCCACUUCCUACCUCCAUGAGUAAUGAAGCCAGCGUGUUUACUACAGGAAAUGCAGCUCCUAGUGUGGGUGGCUGGGCGCUGUGGCAGCCUCGAAUGCCUUAUCCACUGGGCAGAGAUAGUCUCUCGCCUCUCCUGCCCUAA
Odobenus rosmarus divergens (Pacific walrus) is the source of this 819-nucleotide messenger RNA. RefSeq names its product forkhead box protein J3-like. Bases 1 to 819 code for a protein of 272 amino acids. Gene Ontology annotation, cellular component: nucleus. Gene Ontology annotation, molecular function: DNA-binding transcription factor activity, RNA polymerase II-specific; RNA polymerase II cis-regulatory region sequence-specific DNA binding. The transcript has 3 exons. The record is from RefSeq and is a predicted model, not a curated record. Lineage: Eukaryota; Metazoa; Chordata; Mammalia; Carnivora; Odobenidae. Gene Ontology annotation, biological process: regulation of transcription by RNA polymerase II.